Molecule: messenger RNA, 771 nt
Organism: Peronospora farinosa
Lineage: Eukaryota; Oomycota; Peronosporomycetes; Peronosporales; Peronosporaceae
Source: the annotation of a GenBank genome assembly
AUGCGAUUGGCUGGACCAAUUCCAGAUAAAUAUACCUCUGCGGAAGAAGUCCAAAACGCACUGCGACAAGUUGGAUUGCAGUCGUCAGAUUUAAUUAUUGCGGUGGAUUUUACCGAAUCCAAUCUGUUAAAAGGAAAAGAGACAUUUGAAGGACGAUCACUUCAUUAUAUUGAUAAAACAGGUCGUAUUACAAACCCUUAUCAGACGGUGAUUUCAGCAAUUGCUCGUGUAUUUGAGUUAUUUGACGACGAUGAUUCAAUUCCGGCUUUUGGUUAUGGUGGAUACCCAGAGCGGCCAAUUGCAGAACGAUAUUUUUCAUUUGUUGAAGGUCAAGGUUGUGAACUCGAUGAGGUCCUGCAACGAUAUUUCGCAAUUGCUUCCACUAUGGAAUUGAACUCUUCGGCUAGUUUUGUGCCGGUGAUAUAUGAAGCAAUUAAGAUGGCAAAAACGAGCUGCCGGUAUCAUAUUUUGAUAAUCAUUUCUGAUGGCCACGUUGAUGACCCUGGAAUGGCGAGAAGAGCCAUCGUCGAGGCUUCUGAAUAUCCGCUUUCAAUAGUCAUGAUCGGUGUUGGCGAUGGUCCUUGGACUUUGAUGAACGAGUUUGACGACGGGUUGUCCGAGCGUCGUUUCGACAACUUUCAGUUUGUGAAUUACAACACCAUUCCAAAAGGUGUUUUAGACAACCCAGAUGGAGGAUUUGCCAUGCAAGCACUUAUGGAGAUUCCAGACCAAUACAACCAAAUCCGAAAGCUUGGAUUAAUGAGGAAAUAA